Messenger RNA from Archocentrus centrarchus (flier cichlid), 4296 nucleotides. RefSeq names its product BMP2 inducible kinase (gene bmp2k). The transcript has 16 exons. Gene Ontology annotation, biological process: protein phosphorylation. Gene Ontology annotation, molecular function: protein kinase activity; ATP binding. NCBI's taxonomy places the organism in Eukaryota, Metazoa, Chordata, Actinopteri, Cichliformes, Cichlidae. The record is from RefSeq and is a predicted model, not a curated record. The coding region runs from base 735 to 4172 and encodes 1145 amino acids.
CCACCCACUUAUUUUGAAGCCUGUCGUUUGGGAGUCACGAGAAGUUUAACGGUUAACGAAGCUCAACGAAAAUGACACAAAUGAGCCGGAUGAAAACGACUUCGCUGGAAGGUUUCUGAUAAGCGACGACGCUCGCCUGUGUCACAGGUGCGGUCUCGUACUUUGUUAGCCCACCUGGAACUCCGGGCGGCUCGUAGAGGAAUCGCUGUGCCUGCUAGCGAAACUCGUUAGCCGCUAACCACCGUAGAUAGCAAGCUAACUAGCAGCAUCGCCCGAGUGGAGCGAACAAGUCGCGGGGUGUGAAGCUAACCACACCGAGGCUGCUUUUGGAGGGCUGCUUGGCUGGAUCUGUUCCAGUGAAGAGUUUAUUUCUGCUCUUCUGCAGUGCUGCUCUUCCCGUUUCAUUGUGUCGGAGCGUCCUGACUGCAUGCACGCAUGCUAGCAACAGCCACAACCUGCUAGCGUAAGCUAAAGAGACUGUUUAUGUUUUGUUUUUACGCCGUAGCCGGUACGAGAUUCUGCAACGUGGUUGUGUCACCAUGACGCGUGGUUAUUGACUGGACUUUUUAAAUGUCGUGCAGCCCCUCCAGGAGAAGCAGACGCGGAGCAUGCAGGAGAAGAAAAGAGUUCAGAUAAGUAGAUAGGGGACGCGACCAAGUUAAACUGGACUGCGGAGUCGAUUCGCCUCUGAUAAGGGAUUGCAUUUUGGUUGGCCCUGACAGAGAGACGCAAGGAUGAAGAAGUUUUCGAGAAUGCCAAAGUCUGAGAGCGGCGGGCUCGGAGGGGCAUCCGGGUCCGGCUCCAGCUCCGGAGUCAGCAGCUACUUCGGGAAAGUGUUUUCAGUCGGCCGGUACCAAGUUACCGUGGACGAGCUUAUUGCAGAGGGAGGCUUCUCCGUGGUGUUUCUGGCUCGUACGCACAGCGGUGUACGCUGCGCUCUCAAAAGGAUGUACGUCAACAAUGUCCCGGACCUGAAUGUCUACAAGAGAGAGAUCACUAUAAUGAAAGAGCUGUCGGGCCAUAAGAACAUCGUUGGCUACCUGGACUCUACGAUCAGUGCCGUGUCAGACAGCGUGUGGGAGGUCCUGAUCCUCAUGGAGUACUGUAAAGCGGGUCAGGUGGUGAAGCAGAUGAACCAGCGGUUAAAUGUGGGCUUCAGCGAGGCCGAGGUCCUCCACAUCUUCUGUGACACAUGUGAGGCUGUGGCCCGCCUGCACCAAUGCAAAACACCCAUCAUCCACAGAGACCUGAAGGUGGAGAAUAUCCUGCUGAAUGACCAGGGAAAUUAUGUGCUGUGUGACUUUGGCAGUGCCACUCACAGAGUUUUACUGCCACAGAAGGACGGCGUGGCCGCUGUGGAGGAUGAGAUUAAGAAGUACACAACCCUUUCAUAUCGGGCGCCAGAGAUGAUUAACUUGUACGCAGGAAAAGCCAUCACCACUAAGGCUGAUAUAUGGGCACUUGGAUGCUUGUUGUACAAGCUGUGUUUCUUCACACUUCCAUUUGGGGAGAGUCAAGUUGCCAUAUGUGAUGGAACCUUUAUCGUUCCAGAUAACUCCAAAUUCUCCUUCAAGUUGCACUGCUUAAUCAGAUAUAUGCUCGAACCAGACCAGGAGAAGAGACCUGACAUUUACCAAGUGUCCCAUUUUGCCUUCAAAUUAGCUGGAAAAGACUGUCCAGUGCCAAAUCUCUUUAACUCUCCCAUCCCGACGUCACUGCCAGAGCCUCUGACAGCCAGUGAGGUCGCCGCUAAGAAGAGCAUGACGAAAGCCAGGAUAACAGACUCCGUGGGCCCAACGGAAACAUCGAUAGCUCCCAGACAGCGGCCGAAAGCUGCCAACAGUAACGUCCUGCCUCUCACCAACACCGUCACCCCCGUCAAGAUGUCCGUGCCUUCAGCACCCGUCAGCAACGGCCAGAAAGCUCCCACUCCCGGCUCUGGGCAACCAUCCGUACAGCCACAGCGACAGCCCCAGCCCGGCAGUCAGCAACACCGAGUCCUGCAGCAGCUCCAACCUGGUGACCUACGCCUGCAGCAGCUACAGCAUCACCAUCACCAGGCAGUGCAGCAACAACAUGCAAAUGCACAGCAACUCCAAUACCUCCAGUACCAACAGGCUGUGCAGCAGUCCCUCCAGCUUCAGCAGCAGCAGCAGCAGCAGCAGCAGCAGCAGGCCCUGCUCCAGCAGCAGCAGCAGCAGCAGCAGCAGCAGGCCCUGCUCCAGCAGCAGCAGAUGAUGAUGCAGCCGAUGUAUCAGCAGCAGGUUGCUCAGGCUCAGUACGCUGCCAUGCUGCAACAGUACCAACAGGCUUUUGUCCAGCAGCAGCAGCAGCAUCCACAGCAGCAGCAGCAUCAUCCCGCUCAGCAGCCACUCCCCUAUAUGUCUUCCCCUCUUGAGUUCCAGAUCCCUCUGGGUUCCUAUAAUGCGACCACACCCACCACAGGAACUGGAGCUGGUACUGGGCAGUUGGGGGGGCUGUCUCCUGUGGAUCCCUUGUACACUAACCCCAGGAACCCUCUGCUUGCCACCGAUGGGGUCACCCCGCCUUCUCAGAGCUGCAGCAUAGUCAGCAAUCCUCCCGAUAUGUCAGGCUGGAACCCUUUUGGAGAGGACAACUUCUCCAAAUUGACCGAGGAGGAGCUGAUCGACCGGGAAUUUGACAUGCUCAGAGCAAAAAAGCCGGUGGAGAGAACGACGAGUGUGGAAGCCGAGCGACCGCCCGCCGCCCCCGCCGCCAAGCCCCUUCCUCCAGAGGAUCUCUUCGGCUCAGUCCCCUUUGUGGCCAACGCAGGUACCAGCGUGCAACAGGCCGAGCAGAGCAGCGAGGAAACCAGUGAUCCCACCGCCGCUGAGAGUCUGCAGCCGGCCCACAAGGACUACAAACCAAGCAAGAAGAGCAACGGCAGGCCCGGCGAUGAGUCGGACAGCGACUUUGAGUCCGACCCUCCUUCACCUAAGAGCAGCGAGGACGACGAGCCGGAGGAAGACGAAGCCUUGAACAGCGAGCACGGUGAAGACACCGAGCCGGAGAAUUUUGGACAGAGGCCUCUGCUGAUGGACUCCGAGGAAGAGGGAGAGGAGGAUGAAGACAAACACAGCUCCGAUUCGGACUAUGAUGCCAGCAGGGUGAAGAACCGCUCAAAGAAAUCCGCAGGAGGUAAAGGAGCUGCUUCCGACACCAGGAGUCCUCCUUCUGGGAUGGCUCUGAUCACCCCUCCAGAGUCGCCGGGGGGAGCGAGAGCUGUGGAACCCGUGGAUGCUUUUGGUGCCAUCCCCUUUCUUGGAGGAACCUCGCCCGCGGAACCUUCAGAGGCCACAGAUAUCUUCACCAAAGCGCCUUUCAGGCAGGUUAGCCACGAGCAGCAAGCAGCUGACGACUUUGAUGUUUUUACCAAAGCGCCAUUCAACAGGAACCUGUCGAAGUCGAGCAGGAGCGGUGGCGACGUCCCCAUGGGCCAAACGCCACCAGUUUCUCCUGAGGGCAUCGACGUUUUUGGCUUCUCUCCCUUCCAGCCAAGCCCCGCCGCCCCACCUCCCACCACUUCCAGAAGUGCCGAAGACAUCUUCCGGACGCCCUUCGAAGAGUCGGCGAGUCCUCAGCAGCAGAGGCUGAAGCAGCGCAGCCUCCAGAAGCUGUCAUCCCGCCAGAGGAAGACCAAACAGGAGGCCACGGCAGGGGGCAGUAAUGGCAAGCGGCACCACGGGACACCGACCGGAGGGCGCAAGAGCAACAAGCCGACCUAUCGCACACCCGAACGAGUCCGCAGGCACAAAAAGGUCGGCCGCAGAGACUCGCAGAGCAGCAACGAGUUCCUCAGCACCUCUGACUCUAAGGAGAACAUCAGUGUGGACAUAACGAUGGCCGAGGGAGCGUCUCUGCCGGUGGACGACGCCCUGUUAGACCCGUUUGGAGCCAAACCCUUCCACCCUCAGGACGGUGGCCGACACAGCCAGUAUCAAGGCCUCGGCGAUGGUAAAACCGACAUCGGCACAGCCAACGGUAAGUCCUGGACGGGCUCUCUGCACGGAGAGAGCCGAAACAUGGAUGACUUCGGGGCGGUGCCCUUCACAGAACUCGUCAUCCACAGCGGACCUCAGCAGCAGCAGGCACCUUCACAGCCGGUGGACCUCGACCCCUUCGGAGCUGCACCUUUCCCCUCAAAGCAGUAACUCCACCUUCUGUCAGCUGCUUUCUUUCUUUUUGGUUUGGGAUCAUUUUUAACCAACAAGCUAAAACUUUUUUUCUAAGAACGUUUUAAUACAUCUGAGUCUGAUAACAAACCCUGUGGAGUGA